Molecule: messenger RNA, 3456 nt
Organism: Aspergillus homomorphus CBS 101889
Lineage: Eukaryota; Fungi; Ascomycota; Eurotiomycetes; Eurotiales; Aspergillaceae
Gene: dapB
Product: dipeptidyl aminopeptidase dapB
Exons: 3
Coding region: 288-3038 (916 amino acids)
Biological process (GO): proteolysis
Molecular function (GO): dipeptidyl-peptidase activity; serine-type peptidase activity
Source: RefSeq, a predicted model, not a curated record
CCCUCACACACUAACACCUUCCGAACUCUUAUCUCUCCAUUGCAGUCCCUUUUUGUGUUCUCAAAAUCUCAUAAAAUUAUUCCCAAGCCCAGGACUCGUCAAAGUCAGCCGAGAAUCGCCCACCUCUCGAUCGCAACGCAUGCCGAUCCUCCUCCGCCGAUAGCGAGCCUCCGAUCUUAUCAGCCUCCUAGCUACCCCAGCCAUCUGUCCUGUCCUACGUGCCUCCCACCAGCGCAUGUGUCGCUCCCAAGCCCGCCAAUUCGCAACCUACAUUUGUCUCUCCCAUAAUGGGGACAUACGCAGAUGAUGGCAACCCUGAAUUCCCACCCAUGAGCCGCUCGCGGACCGCCUCGCAGUCAUCCUCUGAUUCCGGCCUCUCCGUCGACACGAACUUCCCAGAAGAAUCCAAAUACACCACCCACACGAACGAUCCCUUGCGACUGGAUUCAGCCGUCGAUGCGAGAUAUCGAGACGUGGAGGAAGGGGAUCCGCAGCCUGAUGAGCCAUUUCUACCCUCGUCGCAGAAGAAAUCGACCGCCUCUGGGCGCCGGACCUCUCGUAUAAUAUGGGCGUUGGUUAUACUGUGCGUGGCAGGCUGGCUUGGGGCGCUAACGCUGUUCGUGACCCAGAAGUACUCCAGCGACCUCGCUGUCUCGGAAGCGCUGCAGUCGCAUGAUUCCAGCCCCUUCUCCGAUAGCACAAGCUCGGGGAAGCCUGUCACGCUGGAGCAGGUUCUCAGGGGACAAUGGCAGCCCAUGUCUCAUGCCAUCUCUUGGAUCGCAGGACCCAAUGGUGAAGAUGGUCUGUUGGUAGAGCGUGGCGAGGGGGAGGGAAAGGCAUAUUUGCGUGUUGAGGAUAUCCGCAAUCGCAAGAAGGAUGCCCAAAGCCAGGAAAGUAGGGUGCUGAUGGAAAAGCCCACUGUGCAUGUGGAUGGGCGCCAAAUCGUCCCCACCAUGACAUGGCCCAGUCCCAAUCUCAAGAAGGUGCUGCUCUUGUCGGACCGCGAGAAGAAUUGGAGACAUUCCUACACAGGCAACUACUGGGUCUUCGACGUGGAAUCUCAAACGGCGCAGGCGCUGGAUCCGAGCGAGCCUGACGGACGUGUCCAGCUUGCGGUCUGGUCGCCUGCUUCUGACGCUGUUGUCUUUGCGAGAGGGAACAACCUGUAUCUCCGGAACUUGUCGUCGGAUAAGGUAGUCCAAAUCACCAAGGACGGCGGCGCGGACCUUUUCUACGGUGUCCCUGACUGGGUUUAUGAAGAAGAAGUUAUCUCAGGCAAUAGUGUAACCUGGUGGUCCAGUGGCGGCGAGUUCCUUGCUUUCUUGCGCACCAACGAAUCUUCAGUGCCUGAAUUCCCCGUCCAGUACCACCUCUCGAGGCCGUCUGGGAAACAACCGCUCCCAGGACUCGAAAACUACCCGGAGGUCAGAGAGAUCAAGUAUCCUAAGCCCGGCGCCCCCAACCCAAUCGUUAACUUGCAGUUCUACGACGUCGAGAGACAACAAGUAUUUACGGUGGAUAUUCCCGACGACUUCGAAGAUGACGAUCGCAUCAUUAUCGAGGUGGUGUGGGCAGGCGCAGAAAAAGUUCUUGUGCGAACAACCAACAGAGAAAGUGAUAUUCUCAAGGUCUUCCUGAUUGACACGAGAGCUCGCACGGGCAAACUCGUCCGAACUGAAGACGUCGCUGGUAUUGACGGCGGCUGGGUUGAGCCAUCCCAGUACACCCGAUUCAUCCCUGCGGAUCCAAGCAAUGGUCGGCCACACGAUGGCUAUCUCGAUACCGUGAUUUACAAUGGCUACGACCAUCUCGCAUACUUCGCGCCCCUUGAUAACUCUGAUCCAGUGAUGCUGACCACAGGCGAAUGGGAGGUGGUCGAAGCUCCUGCCGCCGUUGAUCCCCACCGAGGCGUUGUCUACUUCAUUGCCACAAAAGAAGCCCCUACCCAACGCCAUCUCUACCAGGUCAACUUUGAUGGAUCCAACCUCAAGGCUCUCACAGAUGUUUCCAAACCAGGCUACUACGAUGUUUCCUUCUCCCAAGGUACCGGGUACGCACUUCUCAGCUACAAGGGCCCGUCCAUCCCAUGGCAAGCGAUCGUCAAUACCGAGACAGACAAGAUUAUCCUCGAAGAGACCAUUGAAGACAACGCUGGCCUCGCUCGCAUGGCUGAAACAUAUGCGCUCCCAACAGAAAUCUAUCAGAACGUCACCAUUGACGGCUUCACCCUCCAGGUCGUCGAACGUCGCCCUCCUCACUUCAACCCGGCCAAGAAAUAUCCUGUGCUCUUCUAUCUCUACGGUGGACCAGGCUCUCAGACCGUGGAUCGCAAGUUCACCGUCGACUUCCAGGCAUACAUUGCUUCGAGUCUGGGCUACAUUGUCGUCACUGUUGAUGGCCGAGGCACGGGCUACAUUGGCCGCAAAGCACGAUGCAUUGUCCGUGGCAACAUCGGCUACUACGAAGCUCACGAUCAGAUUGCUACGGCCAAAAUCUGGGCUCAGAAAACCUAUGUCGAUGCAACCCGAAUGGCGAUCUGGGGCUGGAGCUACGGCGGAUUUAUGACCUUGAAGACGCUCGAGCAAGACGCAGGACAGACAUUCCAAUACGGCAUGGCUGUUGCACCGGUGACUGAUUGGCGGUUCUACGAUUCUAUAUACACUGAACGCUACAUGCACACCCCCGAACACAACCCCACAGGAUAUGACAACUCCUCGAUCUCCGAUAUGUCUGCACUUCAGGAAACUGUGCGAUUCCUAGUUAUGCACGGUUCCUCUGAUGACAACGUCCACCUCCAGAACACCCUUGUCCUGGUGGAUAAAUUGGACUUGGCCAGUGUUGAGAACUACGAUCUGCAUGUCUACCCGGAUUCGGAUCACAACAUUGCGUUCCACAAUGCGCAUACCAUGGUUUAUGAGCGUCUUUCGAGCUGGCUCAUCAAUGCAUUCAAUGACGAAUGGCAUCGUAUCGACCAUCCGGUUCCGGAUGAGUCGAUGUGGGGAAGGGUCAGGCGCUCGUUGCCCAUUUUGGCACAUUAACCUAGAUUUUCGAUGUCGCUGUUUGGAUGGGCGUUCGCUUCAUGGGAGAUAUCCUAAAUUUUCGUUGCUUCUUUUUGUAUAUACCUAUUGGGAUAUGGUUUUCAUUCAAGCUUCUGUUACAAUGCACUUCUCGACUUCAUCUCGAUCUUCUCGUUGAAUCCGUCAUCGUUGAUCAAGCAGAGAAGAAGCAAGUCCACCGUCAGCGCCGGGCCUUCUGCGCUCUAGCGAGAUUACCGCCACGCGCCCACCGCAAAGCAAGCGGGACGAGACGGGGCCUCGCGACAGGUUGACGAAAGGCAUGCCAAGCGUGACAGGUGACGAUCCUCCAAGAGCACCAAACCGAGAGCAGGGAUCCCGCUCCCGUCCUGAGUCACGAUAGUCGGAUUAAAGUGCUGGCCCUGACCGCUGGGAUUGGAGG